UCGGCUCAUCACUACCGGCGUAACUACGAACAGGCCAUCCAUUUCCACGAACAGGUGCUCCGCAUAUCGCAAGAGAUCGGCGACCGUAUGAUUGAGAGCAAGGCUUACGCGGGUUUGGGUCACGCGUCGCGCUGUAUGGGCGACCUCUUGCAGGCCAAACGCUGGCACGAGAGGCAACUCAACAUCGGUUUGGUCACUAAGAAUCGCUUCAUCGAGGGUCAGGCCUGCUCUAACCUGGGACUCGUCUACCAGCUAUUAGGUGACUUUGACGGCGCCCUGAAGCUCCACUGGUCGCACCUGACCAUAUCCAAGCAGUUGAACGACUCGUCCGGUAUGGCCCGGGCGUACGGCAACAUCGGCACCGCUUAUUCGUCACUCAAAUCGUCGCAUCAAAACAAAUCCACGGCCGACACACCCCUGUCCGGUGGCACCCCUUCCCCCUCCUCCACCAUUGCCAGUCGACCCCACAAUAAACCCCUGCACACAGUCGGCACAUACUCUGUAUGAUUAGCAGAGAGUGGCUCCUGACCUGUGUGUUGACGGGUAUUGCCUGAC
Medioppia subpectinata is the source of this 555-nucleotide messenger RNA. The record is from the annotation of a GenBank genome assembly. NCBI's taxonomy places the organism in Eukaryota, Metazoa, Arthropoda, Arachnida, Sarcoptiformes, Oppiidae.